This is a messenger RNA of Vitis vinifera (wine grape), 2625 nucleotides long. Its product is annotated as UDP-glycosyltransferase 73D1-like. The transcript has 3 exons. Gene Ontology annotation, molecular function: UDP-glycosyltransferase activity. The record is from RefSeq and is a predicted model, not a curated record. Bases 755 to 2233 code for a protein of 492 amino acids. Lineage: Eukaryota; Viridiplantae; Streptophyta; Magnoliopsida; Vitales; Vitaceae.
UGGUCACCCAGUCCGGCUCAUUUCAAAAUUUUAUACGCGUUAAGUGGAGAAGGUCGGUCGGAUCGUGAGCCACGCUGCCGCCCCUAGAUAGAAUGGCCACACCUAUGAAUUUUAAUAGAACAGGGCUGAAGCAUUCAAUCCCUAACCAAACGUCGCUCUUCCCAAACACCCUACCCCUAUGAUCUCUCUCCCUUCCACCCCAUGCCCCUCACCAGCUGAGAAACAGGAGUGGAAAGGGAUUCUCUUCUCGUUGAUCUUCAAAUAUGGGCUCCAAGUGGGAGUAUUAAUGGCAGUUCCGCAGUUGGUCAUUGAUUCGCAACAAAGGUGAUGGAGACUGGAGAUGCGUCGAUCAUGGUUCAAUGAAAAAGGAUCACAAUUUUGCAGCGAGUAAAAACAAGGCCGCCGUGAAUGGGAAGUUCAGGCAACAAGAGGAAAACAAUAAAUAAUCACAACUUCCCACUGGAUCUGAUUGGAGGUGGUAUUGGAUUUGUUGAUGGCGUCCUAAAUUACCUACUCACCCUGCUCGUGCUUCAUGGACGUAUCAACCAACAAAUUCCUGGAGGUACAAGAUCAGAAUGAAUCACGUUAAAGCAAAUUUGAGUCAAGUCGUUGAUCUAGAAACAAAGGAGACUCUGUCAAAGGUCAAGCUAACGCGGAGAAAUUGAAAGCAAAAGCAAAGCAUUGCUGCAUCCACCUUCAAAUUCUAAACACAAAGUGCAUAUUCCAUUGUGGCGAACUAGUUUUACGGACUGCAAUGGCAUCAACAUCCAACCAGCUUCACUUCGUUUUGGUCCCGUUACUGGCACAAGGCCACAUGAUCCCCAUGAUAGACAUGGCAAGGCUAUUGGCUGAGCGGGAUGUUGUGGUAAGCUUGAUCACCACCCCUUUUAAUGCCUCCAGAUUCGAGAACACCAUCCACCGAGCCGCUGAUGCCGGGCUUCCCAUUCGGCUAGUUCCAAUCCCAUUUCCGUGCCGAGAGGUUGGACUCCCCCCGGAGUGUGAGAAUCUUGACAUCGUACCUUCAAGGGACCUUAUCAGGAAAUUCUAUAGUGCUAUGGAUAAGCUACAGCAACCAUUGGAACACUACUUGCAACAACAGAAGCCCCCUCCCAGCUGCAUAAUUUCGGAUAAAUGCCUUUCUUGGACAUCUGGCACAGCUCGAAAGUUUGGGAUACCGAGGCUUGUUUUCCAUGGGAUGUGCUGCUUCUCGCUUUUAAGCUCCCAUAAUAUUUGGCUUCACAAUGCCCACCGUUCUGUGCUUUCGGAUUCCCAGCCAUUUGUGGUGCCCGGGAUGCCUCAGAAGAUUGAGAUAAAAAAAGCCCAGCUGCCAGGAGCUUUUGUUACCUUGCCAGACCUGGACGAUAUUCGGAACCAGAUGCGGGAAGCUGAAUCAACAGCAUAUGGAGUGGUGGUGAAUACUUUCAACGAGCUGGAGCACGGCUGCGUGGAGGAGUAUGAAAAGGCUAUAAAGAAAAAGGUUUGGAGCAUAGGACCGGUUUCUCUAAGUAACAAGCAUAAUUUGGACAAGUUUGAGAGAGGAAACAAAGCUUCAAUAGAUGAGAAGCAGUGCUUGGGAUGGCUAGAUUCAAUGAAACCAGGGUCAGUUGUUUAUGCCUGCCUUGGUAGCCAAUGUCGUUUGGUUCCAGCGCAGUUGAUAGAACUUGGUCUGGGUUUAGAAGCAUCAAAACAGCCGUUUAUUUGGGUAAUCAAGACAGGAGAAAGAUUUUCAGAGCUAGAGGAUUGGCUAGUGGAAGAGAGGUUUGAAGAUAGAAUCAAAGGGAGAGGACUUGUGAUCAAGGGUUGGGCCCCUCAAGUUUUGAUUCUGUCCCAUCCAGCCAUUGGAGGGUUCUUAACCCAUUGUGGUUGGAACUCGACAGUAGAAGGGGUGUGCUCUGGGGUGCCAAUGAUAACGUGGCCGUUAUUUGCUGAGCAGUUCUUGAACGAGAAACUUAUUAUCGAAGUUUUGAGGAUUGGAGUUAGCUUGGGCGUUGAGGUCCCCGUUAGAUGGGGAGAUGAAGAGAGAGUUGGGGUUUUGGUGAAGAAAUGUGAAGUGGAGAAGGCUGUAGAGACAUUGAUGGAUGGAGGAGAAGAAGGUGAAAUGCGGAAAAAGAGGGCAAGAGAACUUUCAACGUCAGCAAGAAGAGCCAUGGAAGACGGAGGAUCUUCUCACGUUAACAUGUCAAUUUUGAUCCAGGAUAUCACGAAGCUACAAUCCACUCAGGAGAACAGCUAAAACCCUUGCAGGAGAAGCUCUCUAACUUGCAUGAAAGCCACUUCCCUUUCAAAUAAAAUUGCAAGUGCAAAGCCCUAUGGUAUCAAUGGGUUCAACUUCAGACGAUGUGGAAGAGAACACGAGGAGUGGAAGUCAGAUUUACCAGAAAGGUGAAGGCGCGUAUGAAAGAGAAGAAAGAAAUUCCUACUCCUUUUUUUUUUUUUUUGUGUGUGUUUUAUAAUGUUUUUUGAAGUGACUAAUAAAUCACGCAGCUCACACCGGGCAUAAGUAUAAAGCCAUGAUCCCACACCCCAGCUGCCAAAGCUUCAACAAACUUGUAACUGAAAGUGAUGUAAACUCUUUUAGAGGACAAAAAAAAAGAAUGUAAUUGUACUUUUGGUGCAUGAUUUACC